Molecule: messenger RNA, 1063 nt
Organism: Arabidopsis thaliana (thale cress)
Lineage: Eukaryota; Viridiplantae; Streptophyta; Magnoliopsida; Brassicales; Brassicaceae
Gene: GDU1
Product: glutamine dumper 1
Exons: 1
Coding region: 196-672 (158 amino acids)
Biological process (GO): regulation of amino acid export
Cellular component (GO): plasma membrane
Source: RefSeq, marked reviewed
AUUAAAUAUGAUCGUCACUUUCUUUGUCCCCAAGUUGCAUAUACCUAUAAAUACAUCUCUUUACCUUCUCCUCUGUUUCCUACUCAUCUUUCCUUUUUCCACAUCAAGUUAGAAAAACAAAAGUAGAAGAAAUUAUCUCCAAAACACACAAGUCCAGAGAGAAACAAAAAGAGAUUACACACAACAACAACAAAAAUGAGACCAUUGAGCGUACAAUCGAAGUUUGAAGAUGUGGCAACGUCAACCUCCGUUAAUCACCACGGAGUGACGCCGCAAUCACCGUGGCACUCGCCGGUUCCUUACCUCUUCGGCGGUUUAGCGGCGAUGCUAGGACUAAUCGCCUUUGCUCUUCUCAUCCUCGCUUGCUCUUACUGGCGCCUGUCUUCCUCCGGCGAAGAAGAUGGUCAAAACGUAGAUGAAGAGAAAGAGAGCCGGUCUGGAGAUAAGGCGGCGAACGGAGCUUACGAGGAGAAGUUUCUUGUCAUAAUGGCCGGAGAAGAUUUGCCGAGGUAUCUGGCGACACCGGCGAUGAAAAAGUGUACGUGUGGUGGUCACGAGGGUAAAAUGGUGAUUUCUCAGGAGGAAAGUGUUGCCAAAGAGGAAGAGAAGAUGAGAGAAGGCGAAGAAGAGAAAGUGAAAGAUACCGGCGAGACAACUACUACAAGUCACUAAACUUUUCUUUUUCUAAAUUAACGUCUUUUUGAGAGUUUUCUGGAGAAUUGUCCUCGUCAUGAUUCCUAGAAAUGUAAAUUUUACUAGAGAGCAAAAUUUUGGGGUUUUUACUUGUUCUGUAGUGUUUACCGUUUGAUAUAUUAAAUCGUAUUAUCCUAAAUUUUGUAGUUUGAGGAAAUAUUUAGUCACUUCACCCCAAAAAGUCUAGUAUAUUUGAAACUGCGGUUUCUUACGUGUACAUGUGUGUACAUCCAUAUAUUUAGGAUUCGAUUGUUCCAACCAAUUCGUUUUGAUUAUAUAACUUUCCACAUUUUUGAGUGGAAAUACGUGCUAAUUCAGAAAUUUCAUAUGGUGGUUAGGUUGAUUACUCACGGUCACAAAAAUUGUACUU